CGAGGCUGGGCGAGCACCGUUAGUGGGGCUGGCGCGCGGCGUCGGCCUGGCCGCCGUCAGGCCUCGCCGCUGCCCGGGGAACGGACACUCCCCGGCGGCUGACAGCCGCGGAGGCGGGACGACGGGGGACCGUCAGCCAGCAAUCUCGUAGCUCGAUCACCCAGGAGGAGAAAUUGUAAGCGGACCAAGAGGAACGCGUUCGGUUCGGUUUGGGACGCCAUUCGCAGCUGGAAAUGGGGAAUGGACUGUCAGACCAGACUUCCAUCCUGUCCAGCCUGCCCUCCUUUCAGUCUUUUCAUAUUGUUAUUCUGGGUUUGGACUGCGCCGGGAAGACGACAGUUUUGUACAGGCUGCAGUUCAAUGAGUUUGUAAAUACCGUACCUACCAAAGGAUUUAACACGGAGAAAAUUAAGGUAACCUUGGGCAAUUCCAAGACAGUCACUUUUCACUUCUGGGACGUAGGUGGUCAAGAGAAGUUAAGGCCACUGUGGAAGUCAUAUACCCGAUGCACAGAUGGCAUCGUGUUCGUCGUGGACUCUGUCGAUGUGGAGCGAAUGGAAGAAGCCAAAACGGAACUUCAUAAAAUAACUAGGAUAUCAGAAAAUCAGGGGGUCCCUGUGCUCAUAGUCGCUAACAAGCAAGACCUGAGGAACUCACUGUCUCUCUCAGAAAUUGAGAAAUUGUUAGCAAUGGGGGAACUGAGCUCCUCGACCCCUUGGCACCUGCAGCCCACCUGUGCAAUCAUAGGAGACGGACUGAAGGAAGGACUUGAGAAACUACACGAUAUGAUCAUUAAAAGGAGAAAAAUGUUGCGGCAACAGAAAAAGAAGAGAUGAGUGGCGUGCCCUUCGUGUGGGUGUGGAAUGGUUUCCUAGGGCUGGUUCUGACGAGUUGAAGAGUGUACAGCCUGGUUUGCCUGUCUGCCCUCGCGGAUGCUAUUAAAGCUUUGUUUGGUUGAACAGUCAGAUACCCAAUUUUGUUGCCUUGGGGAAGAUGAGUAAAUGCAAUGCUUCUUAAAGUGGUUGGUCUCUUCUCCCUGACCCACAGAUCUUUUGGUACUACCAUUUUGGAAAGUCAAAAAAGGCUGGUAAUUGGCCAGAAAACAAUUUUGUGGAAAUAUUUGACCUGAAGUUAGUGAAAUAAAACUUUGAAGAGUGUA
Molecule: messenger RNA, 1159 nt
Organism: Alexandromys fortis (reed vole)
Lineage: Eukaryota; Metazoa; Chordata; Mammalia; Rodentia; Cricetidae
Gene: Arl4a
Product: ADP ribosylation factor like GTPase 4A
Exons: 2
Coding region: 234-836 (200 amino acids)
Biological process (GO): vesicle-mediated transport; intracellular protein transport
Cellular component (GO): plasma membrane; cytoplasm
Molecular function (GO): GTPase activity; GTP binding
Source: RefSeq, a predicted model, not a curated record